AUGAUCGGCACCGUCUACAAGCAAGUCACUCCUCGCGCACACCUUCGAUCGAACGAGACUAACCAUCGCCUGCAGCGCGGUCCUCCGCAGCAACACUACUAUGUUCGCCAAUGGAAGGACAUCAAGCAGCGCUACAUGGAGGCCGCCGAGGACGACGAGUAG
Molecule: messenger RNA, 162 nt
Organism: Alternaria hordeiaustralica
Lineage: Eukaryota; Fungi; Ascomycota; Dothideomycetes; Pleosporales; Pleosporaceae
Exons: 2
Coding region: 1-162 (53 amino acids)
Source: RefSeq, a predicted model, not a curated record